AUGUACUGUGAUUUCGGAAAGUCUGCCUUCACCGGCAAAAUAGUACAGUCCAAGUUCAUUCGGGGCUCAUGCUCGGUCCAGGGGGCAACGUUUAAAGUUACUUCGCAGGUGUACAUGGACGUUUCCAUCGAUGGCGAAAUGAUCGGUAGAGUUAUAAUUGGAAUGUUUGGGGAAGAGGCCCCGAAAACGGUGGCAAAUUUCCGAAAACUUUGCACCGAUCAUGUAGAUGAGUUUACGUACAGAGGGAGCCGAUUCCAUCGAGUGAUCCCCAAGUUUAUGGUUCAGGGAGGUGACGUCGUUUCUGGUGAUGGUCACGGAGCUAUCAGCAUCUACGGCAAGUACUUUGAUGAUGAAAAUCUCAACAUCAACCACUCCUGCUCGGGCUUGAUAGCGAUGGCCAACCGGGGUCCAAACACCAACGGUUGCCAAUUUUACAUCACCACCAUGCCGGCCCCUUGGCUAGACGGAAAACACACCGUCUUUGGCAAGGUUUUGGACGGGCAGGGCAUAGUGCAUAAAGUGGAACAAGUUAAAACAGACACAGACGACUACCCGGUGAAGCAGGUGAUCAUCGAAGACUGUGGCGACCAUCCAAUGAACGCAGAGUUCACCGUUUCCGACGACCCGUACGAUCUGUGGGCGUGGAUCAAGGCUGCUUACUUGCCUUUGGGAAUGUCUUUCUCCAUCUUAGCCUUCUUCCAGUACAUUAUCCGAAAGCUGGAUGGAUACACAACUCGAGAAAUGUUACGCAACGAAAAAGUCGUCGUCAAGACACCAGUAAAAACCGACUAAGUUUAAUCUUUCUAGCAAAAGUAUGACCGAAUACCAUUUUUUUAAUAAACAAAGUUCGAAAAA
Messenger RNA from Anopheles bellator, 855 nucleotides. RefSeq lists its product as uncharacterized. The record is from RefSeq and is a predicted model, not a curated record. Gene Ontology annotation, molecular function: peptidyl-prolyl cis-trans isomerase activity. Gene Ontology annotation, biological process: protein folding; protein peptidyl-prolyl isomerization. Lineage: Eukaryota; Metazoa; Arthropoda; Insecta; Diptera; Culicidae. Gene Ontology annotation, cellular component: intracellular membrane-bounded organelle. Bases 1 to 792 code for a protein of 263 amino acids. The transcript has 4 exons.